AUCCAGUCGUGUUUUUCUUGUGGGCCGUGCGAUUUUGCGCCGGAAUCGGGGGGCUGUCGACGUAACAAGUGUCCGUUUGGGUGCAGGAGGCCACUCAACGAGCCAAAUUACCUCUGAAACAACAGCUGUUCAUUCAAGGUUAGAACGAGAGUUAUUGAGACCAUUGAUAAUAAAUUCGGUGCGAAAUGAAGCUGGAGUUGAGUGAUGGCAUGUCCAACAACUCGGACUUCUCCAACGACAGCCAGAAUUCGCAGAUGUCCACGGCGGACUUCAUGACAUCGAUGGGCAACGGAAUUCUGACACCCACGACGACGUUUAUAGCUCUAGAAGGCAUCAAUUCGGGAGUACCAACUCGAACAACCCCUACUUUAACUCCGACAACUCUUCGAAGUAUCGAGCAAACCUUUAUAGAAUUGCAGACGAAGCCGGAAUCUCACGAAAACGAAGCCGGUUUUGUCCCACCUCUAGUUCAUUCUAUAGGAAACAAUCAGUAUAUCUCAGCAUCGGAUGCUGAUAUCUACUCAUCCAAGUCACAAACGAUGUGGCAAAAUUCUCUAUCUCAAUCUAGUUCUGAUUCAAACACCAGGUCGACACCACCCCUGACCCAAAAAACUAGUCUUAUUAAUAAUACACCACAAACAAGGCGUAACAUGGGGGGGAGGAAGCCCGCUCGAGAUCUCAACAUUAGUCCGGAAGAGGAAGAAAGAAGACGCAUCCGAAGAGAACGAAAUAAAGCUGCAGCAGCACGCUGUAGGAAACGUAGAGUCGACCAUACAAACGCUUUAAUCAAAGAAACUGAAGAUUUGGAACAGAAAAAACAAGCACUCCAGGAGGAGAUACAAGAAUAUCAACGAAUGAAAGAUGAGUUGGACUAUCUCCUGGAGUCGCACCGUUCCUCGUCGAGUAACUGCAGACUCCACUCGCAGAGCCCUCCUGAUGUGAAGCCUUUUGUGUUCGGGAAUCGCGUCAAUGGAGAUAGAGUCAAGUCCGAGUUAGACGAGCCGCUUCCGACUUCCGUGGCAAAUGAGCCGUUUUGUAUGCCAUCGCCGGCGAAAAGAGUGAUGUUGAGUUCAACUGUUCCCAUCUCGAAGCCUUGCAGACCGAAUUCGUUAAAUGUGAUGUCGACAGCCCCCAAGAAUAACAAUAUAAGCGAUAUAGCGGGCAUUCCGAUAACGACGCCUUCUACCGGCAUUCAGUUCAAUUUCGAUUCGUUGAUGGUGGGUGGGACUGGGCUUACGCCCGUGUCAGCCCCCUUGGUGCCUUCGUGCAGCACGCAGCAAAGGAAUAUCCCUACGAGUGCUGCCGAUAUGACAUCACCAGAUGCAUGUGGACCUCCGAAACUUGUUAGUUUAUAAAGAAAAGAGUUGUAGCGAGAUGUGUAUUAUGUGAAAAAAAGUUCAUGUUGUUGUAUUAUUUUAUAAUUAAACUAAGAGUUUAUUUAUUAUAUUUUUGGACUUUUUUUCACAUAAGCAUUUUCGAGCUACGAGUUAGGUUAAGCCGAGAGAUCAAUGUUGGACGAGCUCAUCUUUAGCGAAAGUGAAAUUUUUUAAGGAUUUUAUGACUGCCGCAUGUCAUGUCCAACGUUUACCAACCAUGUUUAGUAUUCUUGAAACCAAACCAAAAAUAUUUAUUACUAAUGUGUUAGUAAUGUUCUAGUGUCAUUUUUUGCAUUAUUUAUUGUUAUGUAUGUUUUUUUUAAAUAGUCAUUUGUAUAUAACGUGUACUAAACAUGGACCAAAAAUGUCAAAGUGCUCAAGCUAUUUUGCUAUGCUAAAUGCAGAUUUAUUUUUUGCUACCAAGAAAUGCCUUUUUUGUAAUGGUAAAAAAAAUCUGUAUAUUUUCACUUAACGCAAAGUUAUUCCCUCCAUACAUUUUUAUAUGAUAGAUUUAAGGUUAAUGUUAUACUUUUGCAAUAGGAGUGCUCCUAUUCCAAUAAGCGAAUUUGUGUUACUACUAUUAAGUAUAUAAUUAAUAAUAUAUUGAGAAUACUUUAACAAAUAGGACUAUCAGCAAUACUGUGGUUGCAAUAUUUGUAAUCACUUGUCAAUUUUAUAUAGAGUUUGUCAAAUUUUGUAUUUAUUUUAUGCGAUGCCAAUUAUAAAGAAUAAAAUCUAUCUUUUAAAACUA
Messenger RNA from Tribolium madens (black flour beetle), 2127 nucleotides. RefSeq names its product transcription factor kayak (gene kay). Bases 186 to 1355 code for a protein of 389 amino acids. Gene Ontology annotation, molecular function: RNA polymerase II cis-regulatory region sequence-specific DNA binding; DNA-binding transcription factor activity, RNA polymerase II-specific. The transcript has 4 exons. NCBI's taxonomy places the organism in Eukaryota, Metazoa, Arthropoda, Insecta, Coleoptera, Tenebrionidae. Gene Ontology annotation, cellular component: nucleus. The record is from RefSeq and is a predicted model, not a curated record. Gene Ontology annotation, biological process: regulation of transcription by RNA polymerase II.